Leguminivora glycinivorella is the source of this 799-nucleotide messenger RNA. It is a transcript of the gene osi, whose product is annotated as electron transfer flavoprotein regulatory factor 1. Lineage: Eukaryota; Metazoa; Arthropoda; Insecta; Lepidoptera; Tortricidae. The record is from RefSeq and is a predicted model, not a curated record. The transcript has 2 exons. Gene Ontology annotation, cellular component: mitochondrion. Bases 123 to 383 code for a protein of 86 amino acids. Gene Ontology annotation, biological process: respiratory electron transport chain.
CAUUGCUCAUUGUCAAUGUCAGUCUGUCUGUGUUGAUAUUGUGCGUUCGUGUUUGGACUCUGAACUUUUAAGUUUCAUAUUUUCCUUGUUAUUGUUUUUGAUGUGAAUUCUACUAAAUAAACAUGUCUCAAUCGCAAAGAGCAGCAGUAAUCAAUCUCUACAAAACGCUGUUGUACCUGGGGCGCGAGUGGCCUCAAGGCUACGAUCUGUUCCGCAUGCGCUUACACAAAGUGUUUACCAAAAACAGCAAUGAAACGGAUCCGGCUAAGAUCGACAUGAUGAUCAAACAUGGGCAUUACGUAGUAAAGGAAAUAGAAGCUUUGUAUAUGCUGAAAAAAUACCGCACUAUGAAACGAAGGUAUUAUGAUGGUAAAUACUUCUGAGAUGUAGUUUUUACAGGCAACAGAGUAAAUAAUAUAUUGUAUUGUUAUUGUUAUAGCCUGUUGAUGUAUAUUUUUGAUAAUAAUAAUAUUUUACAAUUUACAGCACUGGCUUUAGUUUAAUGUUAAGUAAUAUAAGUGUGUAUAAAUGUAUCUAGUUCUGAUUAGUUGGUACAGUUGUUUUAUCAGUCUUAAAAGGGUGUUUCUAUUUUCCUAUACACUCUUGUCUAUGUUUCAUUAAACAAUAGUUAUAUUAUAUAAAUUCUUGGUUGGGUGACACCUACCAACCAACACAGUUUCUUAAAUUGAAAUGCCCAUAUGUAGUUGGAAAUGUAUAAAAUGUAAGUACUAUUUGACAGUAUAUUGUAGAGUAUAAGUACUUUGAAUUUACAUUGUUACCAAUAAACUUUUAAAACUAA